Molecule: messenger RNA, 1822 nt
Organism: Cololabis saira (Pacific saury)
Lineage: Eukaryota; Metazoa; Chordata; Actinopteri; Beloniformes; Belonidae
Product: interleukin-18 receptor accessory protein-like
Exons: 5
Coding region: 1159-1644 (161 amino acids)
Source: RefSeq, a predicted model, not a curated record
CCAGUCGAGCACCAUGCGUUUGACGGGGUUUUUGUCACCAAGGGAAACCCUGCUACAUGUGGUAAUAUUUAGCUCAGCCAGAAAAAGGGGGAAGUAGCGUAAGAUCAGUUGGAUUUGUUAGAGGACGAGUUAUAAACAAUGAAAAACAAUCUUGCAGCCUCAAGCAACAACACACCUGUGUAUGAAGGUUAUGCUUCAGCUCGGUCCCAACAAGGCAAAGCAAGUUUAUUUGUAUAGCACAAUUCAACACAAGGUAAUUCCAUCAACAUUAAAAGCAGCAAGACACAAUUAAACAGUAAAUAACAAAUAAAAUGAUAAGAAAAGAGGUAAAAUAAUAAAAAGCAACAGUUGUUAAAAAAUAAGGGCAGUAGAGUACAGCAGGUAAGUAUUUAAUUUAAGAGUACGCUUCAGUAAACUAAUGUUUUUAGGCCUGAUUUAGGAUCUACAGUUGGAGCAGACCUCAGGUCUACAGGAAGUUUGUUCCACCGGUGAGGAGCAGAAUAACUGAACGCUGCCUCAUGUAUUUUGGUCCAAGACCAUUCAGGUCUUUGUAGACCAGCAGUAAGAUUUUAAACUCUAUCCUUUGACUCACUGGAAGCCAGUGUAGUGAUUUCAUGACCGGUGUAAUGCGGUCCAGUUUCCUGGUGUUUGUAAGUAACAAGAAGUUUGUAACGAGACGAUUAAAGUGUCAAGCUGCUCAAAGUCAGGAGCCUGCAGCCGUCAACGCUGUCCAUGCCAGAUGGCCCGCUCCAUAACACGAGGCUUAAGUUAACUUUCUUAUGGGACUUGGUUCUGGUUGGUGAAUUUUAACGAGCUCUUUCUAUACUAAGGUCAGCUUUGACGGGCAGAUUCUUGACCUCGAGGCCUUUAACCUGCUCAUAAUCUCAUAAGACGACUAAAACGUCUCAUCACUAAGACCCGUUAAUAAAGAUCACACGGUUCAGGUUGUGUCCAGGGGUUUGUUUUGUUUUGUUGUUGUUGCAGUGUUUGUUUUAAAUGUUUAAGGCCAAAGUAUGAUAUCACAUAUUUUCAGUGAGUGGGUGUAGGGGAAGUGAGUUUAUGUGUAUAUAUAGUCAUCUGAAAGGGCAGUCAGCAGGAAGUGUCACUCGCUGGAGGAAUCAGAAUGAAGCUGUCAUCCGUCGUCAAAGGUAAGGGCACAUGGUGAUCCAGACCCGGACCAGGACCCGGUCCUCGUCUGUGUUACUGACCUGUUUCUCUCUUACAGCUUUAGGAUCUCUGUGUCUGCUGAUUGUUGAUGGAUCUCCAGUUUCAAUGGAAGAGUUUCCAGAGAUUAUUGGACCAAAGCACGUCUGCAUAAAGGCCUGUCCAGGUAAGCCGCUGGUUCUUCACUGCGAUGCGUUUACCACCUCCAGCAACGAUGAGACUCUCAUCUACUGGCUCGUCAAUGACCUUUUCCCCGAAGAUGCUCAGAACCAAGGCAGGAUUGUGGAGUCCAAUGAAUCAAGUCUGGAGGAAGGUUUGAUCCUGCAGAAGAGUUUGCUGCUGAAGAAAGUGACGUCUGAGGACCUCAAGUCCACCUUCAGCUGCAUCGUGAGCACUGCGGGAGGAAUGGCCCAGAAGUCCAUAAAGCUAGUAAAAACAACUAGUCCUAUUAAAGGAAAAAAAAGAAGCAGCUUGAGAUGAAAGCAAACAGCGACUCCUGGAUGUUGAAGACCCCCCCUCGGUCUGAAGACGCCCCUCUUCUCUUCAAUGAACCUCCAGAGUUGUUUUGUUUUUAUGUGAAAAUAAUUUUUGAUGUAACUGCUGACAACUGUAAAUCUAAUGCCAAAGAGACUUUUUAUGGAAAAUAAACUGAAUAUUA